Messenger RNA from Fragaria vesca subsp. vesca, 759 nucleotides. RefSeq lists its product as uncharacterized. Bases 1 to 759 code for a protein of 252 amino acids. Gene Ontology annotation, biological process: hydrotropism. The record is from RefSeq and is a predicted model, not a curated record. The transcript has a single exon. Lineage: Eukaryota; Viridiplantae; Streptophyta; Magnoliopsida; Rosales; Rosaceae.
AUGGGGGAACCACAACCGCAGCCGCUGCCACUGCCUCCGUCCUCGCCGCGUUAUCAAAAACCGGAAGCAAAGUCAUCACCUGUGUUUGAUGCACAAGCAUCACCUGCCAUCUCCCUCCAACCCGCAUCAAACAAAAAAGGCCCCUCAAAAUCCAAAAAGCUUCUCCGGCGCUUCCGUGCUGUUUUCCGGUCAUUUCCCAUCAUAACCCCGUCGUGCAAGAUCCCGGUGUCUCUCCACCACGGCGGCCGAAUCGGGGAAGGACACAUCCACGGUGGUAUCAGGAUGACUGGAACCCUAUUUGGGAACCGCAGAGCUAGGGUGAGCCUUGCGAUCCAAGAAAGCCCUAAGUGCCUCCCCGUUCUCGUAAUUGAGCUAGGGAUUCCCACGGGAAAGCUUCUCCAGGACAUGGGAACUGGGUUAGUGAGGAUAGCGCUCGAGUGUGAGAAGAGACCAGGUGAUAAGACUAAGAUCGUCGAUGAGCCGAUAUGGAUGUUGUAUUGCAAUGGGAAGAAAUCGGGGUAUGGGGUCCGGAGGGAAGCGACGGACGAUGAUUUGAGUGUCAUGCAAGUAUUGCAAGCAAUUUCUAUGGGAGCCGGGGUGAUACCAAAUGACGGCGGCGAGUUGCCGGACGGCGAGAUCAUGUACAUGAGAGCACAGUUCGAGCGUGUGAUCGGGUCCAAGGAUUCGGAAACUUACUACAUGUUGAAUCCCGAUGGGAAUAACGGGCCUGAGCUUAGUGUGUUCUUCGUAAGGGUCUAG